Molecule: messenger RNA, 831 nt
Organism: Aspergillus clavatus NRRL 1
Lineage: Eukaryota; Fungi; Ascomycota; Eurotiomycetes; Eurotiales; Aspergillaceae
Product: putative ubiE/COQ5 methyltransferase
Exons: 5
Coding region: 1-831 (276 amino acids)
Molecular function (GO): methyltransferase activity
Source: RefSeq, a predicted model, not a curated record
AUGCAAUCGAAAGAAACCAUCCAGGCAGUCCAAAGCUACUAUGGGGGACUAGCAGAGCGUAGUUCAACGGAGAACGCCGAGGACUAUCAGGCUACUGUCGCGAAAGCGUUCGGUUACGACCCUGAGGAUCUGAAGUCACUUCCCGAAAAUGCCAACCUGGGAGUCAGUUGCGGUAAUCCUUUGGCGAUGGCAAGUUUGAGAGAGGGCGAAACCGUGGUUGAUCUUGGAAGUGGCGGUGGAAUCGAUGUCAUUCUAGCUGCUCGCAAAGUCGGUCCCAAGGGAAAGGCCAUCGGCGUUGAUAUGACUGAGAAAAUGCUCACGCUUGCCCGUGAGAAUGUCGAGAAAGCGGGCAUCUCGAACGCUUCAUUCGUCGAAGGUUUCAUCACUGCCAUCCCCCUCGAGGACUCGACGGCCGAUUGCAUCAUCAGCAAUUGCGUCGUGAAUCUUGUACCAAAUGAGCAGAAAAGCCUUGUCUUUCAUGAGAUGUUCCGCCUCCUGAAACCCGGGGGUCGGGUUGCCAUCAGUGACAUCCUCGCUCGGAAGAAGCUUCCAUCCGAUGUCACAAAUAAUCUGGCGCUGUAUGUUGGCUGCAUUGCAGGCGCCAGUCAAGUGGAGGAAUAUCAUUCCUAUCUGAAGGAAGCUGGGUUCAAUGAUAUCAUGAUCGUGGACACAAAGUCGGACCUCAACAUCUACAAAGAAAUGAGUCAGGGGGAGAAAGUUGCCUGCUGUAGUGCGUCGUGCUCUGGCACCCAAUCUAAUAACGACAUCGGCAAAUAUGAUUUCAAUGAAUGGACUGGUUCUUUUCAGAUAUUCGCCGUCAAGCCUACUUAG